Messenger RNA from Pyrenophora tritici-repentis Pt-1C-BFP, 408 nucleotides. RefSeq lists its product as uncharacterized. Lineage: Eukaryota; Fungi; Ascomycota; Dothideomycetes; Pleosporales; Pleosporaceae. The record is from RefSeq and is a predicted model, not a curated record.
AUGCUUGAUCAGUUUGAUGAUACGUUAGCUGCGAUACAUCAUUUGUCGAAAGGCCAGGUCAAAGUUAUCAUCGCACCGCAUGAUUCUCACGCCCUUCGUGGAACAAACGAUAUUCCCUGUGACGCUUAUUGCAAGAAACUCAACGGCGCUUUCCUUGACUUUUAUAGCGUAGAAGAAUACCGCGAACUCUACAAAACUCGUCUCGACGUCUUCUUUAAACACUACCCCUCCAAAAACUUUGACGGCCGCCCAUGGAGCAAACUCUCAGAAGUCAUCCUCGGCGUAGACACCCAAAACCAACCCUUCAGCUCAAUCUGGCCCAUACCCGCAGGCGAGUCCUGGAUCUGCGACAUAGCCACCCAUCUACACGACACCAUCAACCUCUCUGCCUCCUCCAUUGCCUCAUAA